Messenger RNA from Lizanozyma spartinae, 2334 nucleotides. It is a transcript of the gene ACO1, whose product is annotated as aconitate hydratase. The coding region runs from base 1 to 2334 and encodes 777 amino acids. The transcript has a single exon. Gene Ontology annotation, cellular component: mitochondrion; cytosol. NCBI's taxonomy places the organism in Eukaryota, Fungi, Ascomycota, Pichiomycetes, Serinales, Debaryomycetaceae. The record is from RefSeq and is a predicted model, not a curated record. Gene Ontology annotation, biological process: tricarboxylic acid cycle. Gene Ontology annotation, molecular function: aconitate hydratase activity; 4 iron, 4 sulfur cluster binding.
AUGUUGUCUGCUUCCAGAAUUGCUAGAACGAACGUUCGUUCUGCGCGUGGAUUGGCUACUGCCGCUUUAACCAGAGAUUCCAAGGUUAACCAAAAUUUGUUGGAAGCUCACUCCUUCAUCAACUACAAGAAGAACUUGGAAAAUGUUGAAAUCGUUAAGAACAGAUUGAACAGACCUUUGACUUAUGCUGAAAAGUUGUUGUACGGUCAUUUGGAUGAUCCUCAUGGACAAGAAAUUGAAAGAGGUGUUUCUUAUUUGAAGUUGAGACCCGAUAGAGUUGCUUGUCAAGAUGCUACCGCUCAAAUGGCUAUUUUGCAAUUUAUGUCUGCUAACAUGCCUGAAGUUGCUACUCCAUCUACUGUCCACUGUGAUCAUUUGAUUCAAGCUCAAGUUGGUGGUAAAAAGGAUUUGGCAAGAGCCAUUGACUUAAACAAGGAAGUUUACGACUUUUUGUCUUCUGCUUGUGCUAAAUACAACUUGGGUUUCUGGAAACCAGGUUCCGGUAUUAUCCAUCAAAUUGUCUUGGAAAACUAUGCUUUCCCAGGUGCUCUUUUGAUUGGUACCGAUUCCCACACUCCUAACGCUGGUGGUUUGGGUCAAUUGGCUAUUGGUGUCGGUGGUGCCGAUGCUGUCGAUGUCAUGGCUGGUUUGCCAUGGGAAUUGAAGGCUCCUAAGAUUUUGGGUGUUAAGUUGACCGGUAAGAUGUCUGGUUGGACUUCUCCUAAGGAUAUUAUCUUGAAGCUUGCUGGUAUUACUACUGUCAAGGGUGGUACCGGUUACAUUGUCGAAUACUUUGGUGAUGGUGUUGAGACCUUCUCCUGUACUGGUAUGGGUACUAUCUGUAAUAUGGGUGCUGAAAUUGGUGCCACUACCUCAGUUUUCCCAUUCAACGCUUCAAUGACUGACUACUUGAACGCUACUGGUAGAUCUGAAAUUGCUCAAUUUGCUCAAUUGUACUCCAAGGACUUCUUGAAGGCUGAUGAAGGCUGUGAAUACGAUGACGUUAUUGAAAUUGAUUUGAACACUUUGGAACCUCACGUUAACGGUCCAUUCACUCCAGAUUUAGCUACUCCUAUCUCCAAGAUGAGAGAAACCGCUAUUGCCAACGGCUGGCCAUUGGAAGUUAAGGUUGGUUUGAUUGGUUCUUGUACCAACUCUUCUUACGAAGAUAUGACCAGAGCUGCUUCUAUCAUUGAAGAUGCCGGUGCUCAUGGUUUGAAGUCCAAGGCUAUUUACACCAUCUCUCCAGGUUCCGAACAAGUUAGAGCUACUAUUGAAAGAGAUGGUCAAUUGAAGACUUUUGAAGAUUUCGGUGGUGUUGUCAUGGCUAACGCUUGUGGUCCAUGUAUUGGUCAAUGGGACAGACAAGACAUCAAGAAGGGUGACAAGAAUACCAUUGUUACUUCCUUCAACAGAAACUUCACUUCCAGAAACGAUGGUAACCCAGCUACUCAUGCAUUCGUUGCAUCUCCUGAAAUGACCACUGUUUACGCCAUCACUGGUGACUUGGGUUUCAACCCUAUCACUGACUCCUUGAAGGAUGCUAAUGGAAACGAAUUCAAGUUGGCUGAACCUGUUGGUCUUGGUUUACCACCAAAGGGUUACGAUGCAGGUGAAAACACUUACCAAGCUCCUCCUGCUGACCGUGCUUCUGUCAGUGUUGUCAUUGAACCAACCUCCGACAGAUUACAAAAGUUGACUCCUUUCAAGCCAUGGGAUGGUAAGGAUGCUGAAAGAUUGCCAAUUUUGAUUAAGGCCAAGGGUAAGACCACCACUGAUCACAUUUCUAUGGCUGGUCCUUGGUUGAAGUACAGAGGUCACUUGGAAAACAUUUCUAACAACUAUAUGAUUGGUGCUAUCAACGCUGAAAAUGGUGAAGCCAACAAGGUUAAGAACCACUACACUGGUGUUUACGAUGGUGUUCCAGAAACUGCUGCUGCUUACAGAGACUCUGGUAAGAAAUGGGUUGUUAUUGGUGACGAAAACUUUGGUGAAGGUUCUUCUAGAGAACACGCUGCUUUGGAACCAAGAUUCCUCGGUGGUUUUGCUGUCAUUACCAAGUCAUUUGCUCGUAUUCACGAAACUAACUUGAAGAAGCAAGGUAUGUUGCCAUUGAACUUUAAGAACGCUGCUGACUAUGACAAGAUUGACCCACAAGAUGAAGUUGACUUGCUCGGUUUGACUACUUUGGCUCCAGGUAAGAACUUGACCUUGAGAGUUCACCCAGCUUCUGGUGCCGAAGCUUUCGACAUUGAAUUAACUCAUACUUUCAACAACGAACAAAUUGAAUGGUUCAAGUACGGUUCUGCUUUGAACAAGAUGGGUUCUAAGUAA